AUGAUGCAGUUGGUCGAGCAGGCGGAAGCGGGCAAAACUUUUGAACCAACAACAGUUGUUGUCGACUUUGAGACAGCCAUUCACAAUGCCGUAAGACCCUCCUGGCCAAAUGCUAACAUUGUAGGAUGCCGAUUUCACCUAGGCCAGGCAUGGUGGCGCAAAAUUCAGAAACUGGGUCUGUCACCGUCUUUCAAGCGUGAGAAUUCCGAAGUGGGUUUAUGGCUUAAACAGGUGUAUGGUUUGCCAUACCUUCCACCAUCAGAAGUUGCAGCUCCGCGGGAAGAAAAGCUCCGGCUAUUUAUAGACUAUCUUGUCAAUGAGUACAUCAAAGACGGCUCUCGCUUUCCUCCGGAAAUGUGGGCUGAGAUGACUGACAACAGGCAGAAUACCACCAACGCCUGUGAGUCGUUCCACAGUCGAUUCAAUGGGUGCUUCUACAGUCCACAUCCAGAUUUCUUUCGAUUCUUGAGCGUUCUGUUGGACUUUCAGGUGGAGACAAGUAGUAUUGGAUAA
Ornithodoros turicata is the source of this 513-nucleotide messenger RNA. RefSeq lists its product as uncharacterized. NCBI's taxonomy places the organism in Eukaryota, Metazoa, Arthropoda, Arachnida, Ixodida, Argasidae. The transcript has a single exon. The record is from RefSeq and is a predicted model, not a curated record. Bases 1 to 513 code for a protein of 170 amino acids.